AUCCAUGAUCACAACCUCACAAGGUUUCUAUAAUUGGAAUCGGGGAUCGAAUCGGUCAAAUACCGAUUCCGAUCAAAUCGGCCUUUCUUCUAGACCUCUCUUCUCUGGGAUUCCAGCUCCGCUCUCCUGCGCUGUCUGUAUAGGGGGACUGGGGAGUUCUUCGCAUUCUCAAAUUUAGUCUUCCCAGCCACAACUGAGUGAAGCUUCUCCUUUGCCGUCAGAGACUCACUCUCACUGUGUCACUGCUCUCCUCGGCACUUUCUCUCUCUCAAAACGCACACAAUCCAAAUAUGCAACAGGGCGGAGGAUCGGAGACCGAAGUCACAUGGGAGGAUCAGCAGAAUAUAAACAAAUUCGGAAGAUUAAACAACAGAUUUCACGAUCUUGAGGACGAGAUCAGGAUUGCUAAAGAAACCAAUGAGAAUCUGGAAGAUGCUGGCAAUGAGUUGAUCCUCACAGAUGAGGAGGUUGUGAGGUUCCAGAUAGGGGAGGUUUUUGCUCAUAUGCCAAAAGAAGAGGUAGAAAGCAGGAUCGAACAGAUGAAAGAGGUGACUUGUAAGAACUUGGAGAAGCUGGAGGAAGAGAAGGAUUCAGUGCUUGCUCAGAUGGCUGAACUAAAGAAGAUUCUGUAUGGAAAAUUCAAGGACUCUAUCAACUUGGAGGAGGAGUGAUCUGGUACUUGUUGCCGCUUCCCUCUCAGUUUUCUUUUCAUGACUGUGGGAUGAAAACAGUGUUUUCCUUGUGAAAUUUAUUUUGUUUGAAUUGAUCGAUAUAUCUUUAAAUA
Macadamia integrifolia is the source of this 784-nucleotide messenger RNA. Its product is annotated as probable prefoldin subunit 4. Gene Ontology annotation, cellular component: prefoldin complex; cytoplasm. The transcript has 3 exons. The coding region runs from base 291 to 671 and encodes 126 amino acids. Gene Ontology annotation, biological process: protein folding. NCBI's taxonomy places the organism in Eukaryota, Viridiplantae, Streptophyta, Magnoliopsida, Proteales, Proteaceae. The record is from RefSeq and is a predicted model, not a curated record.